AUGAUGGACAGCCGCAUCCUGGAGCAUCCCCAUGCCCAGUUCGGGGGCAUGGUGGGCUUCCCUUACCCUCUCGGCCACCACCACGUCUACGAGCUGGCCGGCCACCAGCUCCAGUCGGCGGCCGCUUCCGUGCCCUUCUCCAUCGAUGGAUUACUGAGCGGCUCCUGCGCGGCCUCCGUGGUCACCCCCGCUCCUCUCAUCCCCUCGGGCUGCGGGGUGAGCGCGGACACGCAGCCCUUCAAGCUCGCAGACUCUGGUGACCCGGACAAAGAAAGUCCUGGCUGUAAGAGGAGACGAACCCGCACCAAUUUUACCGGCUGGCAGCUCGAGGAGCUGGAAAAGGCGUUUAAUGAGAGCCAUUACCCGGACGUGUUUAUGCGAGAGGCUCUGGCUCUCAGGCUGGACUUGGUGGAGUCCAGAGUGCAGGUCUGGUUCCAAAACCGCCGGGCCAAAUGGAGAAAGAAAGAGAACACGAAGAAAGGCCCGGGGCGGCCGGCUCACAACUCGCACCCUACGACGUGCAGCGGGGAACCCAUGGACCCCGAGGAGAUCGCCCGCAAAGAGUUGGAGAAGAUGGAGAAGAAGAAACGCAAACACGAGAAAAAGCUUCUCAAAAGCCAAAGCCGCCACCUCCACUCGCCCAGCGGCCUCUCCCUGCACAGCACGCCCAGCUCGGACAGCGACAGCGGCGGCGGGGGGGGCCUCUCGCCCGCCCCACCCGAGGCGAAGCCCCGCGGGCAGCCCCCGCCGCCCCACCCGCCGCCUCCCGCCGCCGCCGCCUCCUCCGAGCCGCCCCCCAGCAGCUGCGACCAAACGGCAGAGCCCUUCUACCCCAGCCAAAGAAGCGGGGCCGGCCGGCUCCAGCGCCCGCCCGACAAGGACUGCGCGGCCGCUCCGUCGGGGGACGGCAGCGGCGGAGCGGGGGGGCCCCGGGGAGCCGGCAGCUUCCACAAGCUCAACCCCUUCAGCGUGGAGAGCCUGCUCUCCGAUUCGCCCCCCCGCCGCAAGGCCGCCCUGGACUUCCCCAGCCUCCAGCCCUGCGCUCCCCGCACCCUCAUCGGCAAAGGACACUUCUUGCUCUACCCCAUCACCCAACCCCUGGGCUUCAUCGUGCCGCAGACCGCCCUCAAGGCCAGCCCGGGCCCCGAGGCUGGGCAGCCCCCCCGGGACUCCCCGCUGCCCGCCGCCAACCCGGGCCCCCCCGCUUUCGGCUCCGAACCGGCGCCCGCCGGCGCUCAGCCCGGCCCCAGCUCCACGGACACUGCCGCUGGCCCCGCGCCGCCCCCUCCCGCCGGAGCCUCUCCCCGUUCCGCGGCCGCGCACGGUGAUCCGGCGGCGGCGGCUCCCGCGGAGGGCGGCUCCUUCCCACGGCCCAAAUCGCCGGUUCGGGCCCGGGACGGGAGCGCGACACCCAGGGAUAAAUCGGACUGCGGCCCUACGGAGGGGGGCCUCGACGGCGAGGAGGUGGACAUGGACUGA
Centrocercus urophasianus (Greater sage-grouse) is the source of this 1479-nucleotide messenger RNA. RefSeq names its product UNC homeobox (gene UNCX). NCBI's taxonomy places the organism in Eukaryota, Metazoa, Chordata, Aves, Galliformes, Phasianidae. Gene Ontology annotation, molecular function: sequence-specific double-stranded DNA binding; DNA-binding transcription factor activity, RNA polymerase II-specific. The record is from RefSeq and is a predicted model, not a curated record. Gene Ontology annotation, biological process: regulation of DNA-templated transcription.